Messenger RNA from Marasmius oreades (fairy-ring Marasmius), 1218 nucleotides. RefSeq lists its product as uncharacterized. Bases 76 to 1134 code for a protein of 352 amino acids. Lineage: Eukaryota; Fungi; Basidiomycota; Agaricomycetes; Agaricales; Marasmiaceae. The record is from RefSeq and is a predicted model, not a curated record. The transcript is spliced from 6 exons.
GCUGAAACGCCCAGUUUUAUACCUCAGGUAUCGACAUGUCCUGAUCAAGAGCUUACGUCCAGUUCGUCCGUCACAAUGCCUAUGCUCAUAGACACCGCUGAGCUGUCCGGCCUGGCUGCAGAGGGUGCUCUGUAUGGCGUAUUUCUGUCCCUCUUCACUGUUUGCACUCGUGAUCUUUGGCUUCGAAGACGUCGUCGCAAGACCACCCUUAGCUGGCCCAUGGUUGUUGCUGGUUUCUUGCUGAUUCUACUCGCUACGGCACGUUUCGUUGUGGAUUGUGCAUACAUCUCUGUCGCGUUCAUUCAUCAUGAUCCUCGAUCUGCACGCAUCGCCUACCUACAGGACGUUACCCAACCCUUGUUCACGGCGAAGCACAUGAUUCUUAUUGUAUCGUUACUUAUCGGUGACUCGUUCGUGAACUACCGGUGCUGGGUGGUUUGGGGAAGGAAUAUCUGGGUUAUAAUCCUCCCCGCUAGCCUCUCAUUCCUGAGUUUCGGUUCGGGUUGCUAUCUGAUGUGGGCUUACAGCAAUCUGCCUAACCAGACCGUACUCCAGGAGUCUACUUGGAUGAAGAUGCUGUAUGCACCCAGUCUCGUGGCAAACGCUCUCGGUACCUCUUUACUCGCGUACCGAAUCUGGUCAGUUAACAAGAGGCUUCGAGAUAUGGUUACGGAGGAAAAAUCGAAUCUUACCACGCCUGUCGUUCGUAUCAUCUUGGAAUCUGGUGCCCUCAAUGUUGCCUAUCUAUUCGCCUACGUCAUGGCAAUAGGAUGGAGCUCUCAAGGUCUUGAACUUAUAUCUGAAAUGGCUACACCGCUCACAGGGAUCAUCUUCUCCACCGUGAUUCUUCGGGUCGCCCAUGCGCGCCACGACGAUACGUUCUACACUUCGAACCACCUUCCAACACUUUCGUUCCGUUUUGCAAAGAAAUCCACGAAAGCCACGGAAACCACAGACCCGAGCACGGUGGAUAUGGCCACAAGUACAAAUAUUUUGGGGGACACCAAGAGCACAGGAAAUACUAAUAUUGUGGAGGUCUAUGUUCACGGCACUACUACAAGGCAUUAUGAUACGGUUUACGAUGUUGAACUGAACUCACUUGACGAUAGGGCCGAAACCGGUUCCAAGGUUUAAUCUUGUAAUUAUGGUAUGGUGCUGCCUUCUACAAAUGUAUAAAAUUAUAAAUUCUAUGGCAAUGCGUAUCCAAACUCAGGCGUC